Molecule: messenger RNA, 4245 nt
Organism: Vidua chalybeata
Lineage: Eukaryota; Metazoa; Chordata; Aves; Passeriformes; Viduidae
Gene: PGAP1
Product: post-GPI attachment to proteins inositol deacylase 1
Exons: 27
Coding region: 42-2765 (907 amino acids)
Biological process (GO): endoplasmic reticulum to Golgi vesicle-mediated transport; GPI anchor metabolic process
Cellular component (GO): endoplasmic reticulum
Molecular function (GO): phosphatidylinositol deacylase activity
Source: RefSeq, a predicted model, not a curated record
GGGCGCUGGCGGCCCUGGUGCUGCUGGGCGUGCGGGACGUGAUGUUCCUCUACGAGGAGAACCGGUGCAGCAUGACCUACAUGUACGAGUACCCCGAGUACCUGAAAAUAAAAUUACCCAAGAAAACAGCCAGACGAUACCCAGCAUAUGAGCUGUAUCUCUAUGGGGAAGGGAACUAUGCUGAAGAAAACAAAAAUCUCCUAUUGACAGGAAUUCCAGUUCUCUUUCUGCCUGGGAAUGCUGGCAGUUACAAACAAGUACGUUCUCUUGGCUCCAUUGCACUUAGGAAAGCGGAAGAUGUUGACUUCAAGUAUCAUUUUAAUUUCUUCAGUGUCAACUUUAAUGAGGAGUUGGUUGCAUUGUAUGGUGGUAGCCUGCAACGACAGACCAAGUUUGUGCAUGAGUGCAUAAAAGUAAUUCUUAAGUUGUACAAGGAUCGAGAAUUUGCACCGAGCAGUGUAACAAUAGUUGGGCAUUCCAUGGGUGGUCUUGUUGCAAGAGCAUUGCUCACUCUGAAGAAUUUUAAGCCUGAACUUAUAAACCUGCUCAUUACACAAGCCACACCUCACGUUGCACCUGUAAUGCCUUUAGACAAAUACCUUACCGAUUUUUAUACAGCUGUAAACAAUCAUUGGAUUCUAAAGGCCCAAGAUUUAAGAAAUUUAACUACCCUUUCUGUGGCGGGAGGAUUCAGAGAUUACCAAGUUCGUUCAGGACUGGCUUUUCUACCAAGAUUGAGUCAACAUGACAGUGCCUUAUCUGUUGUGAGCUCAGCUGUGCCUAGAGCUUGGGCCUCAACUGACCAUCUCUCCAUAGUGUGGUGCAAAGAACUGAUCCUGGCUACCAUUAGAGCUUUUUUUGAUCUCAUAGAUGAAAACACAAGGCAGAUAACUGAAGAUCCAAAGAAGAGAAUGUCUGUACUGAAUCACCACUUUGUGAGACACCCUGCAAAGAUGUUUGAGGAAAAUCCUGAAGCUUUUACACACCUCACAGGAGCUUUCAAUUGGAUUACAGUCAAAGACUCAAAAUGGACUUACUCAGUUUACAAUGAUUCUGAUGGAAAAUAUUUCUCAUUUCCUCUUGCAAGCCACAGAAUAUCAUACAGUCAUGUUUACUGUGAAAAUAGUGUGUUGGACACAAGUAGCUGGAUUUAUGGCUGCAUGAACACUAAUUCAUCAAUGUGCCUGGAAGCUGUUGAUUUAUCCUGGAGAGCUGAGUUACUUCCAACCACCAAGGUUGUAAUGCUGAAACUUCUGGACUAUCCUUCUUUGUCCCACAUUGUCAUUCAGGUACCACCUGCAGUUGGCAAUAAGUAUACUUUGGGCUGUGAAUUCUUCAAAGAGGAUUCCAGAACAGUCCAGCUCCCUGUAACACAUCUUUUUUCAUUUGGGUUUUCUUCAAGCAAAAUUCUAUUAAAUUCAACUGGAUUACUUUACAAUGUACAGCUCCAGCACUUCAACCAAAUAUAUCAAGCUUUCAAAAUUUAUAUAGACAGUCACUGCCAGUCACUCAAAGAAAGAAAACCAAGUGUUUACAGACUUCAUAUCCCCUGGUCAUAUGAAGACUCAAUAACUGUAGCGAAAGUUCCAUCUCUUGCUGAGAUUUCUGCCAAACUGCACAUCGCUCAGCCUCACAGUGACAGCAGCCUUCCAGAGUUAAACAUCUACUCUUCCCCAGACUGUCAGUAUGAAGUAAUUCUGAAGACAUCACUUCUACAGGUUCUUGGGCAAAUAGUAAGGUUCCAUGCUGGUGCUUUUCCAGUCUAUAUUGUUUCUAAUAUUCUUCUUACUUAUGGAGGACAACUGAGCACAUUGAGAUCAACAGGCCAGUGUUCAGACUUCUCCCUCGAACUAGUUAGGGCAGCAAAGCCCUACAAAGUAGAACCUCUUAUAAGCAUUGUUGUGUUUCUGCAGGGGUUUAACUGGUUUAGAGAGAUAUGGGAAUCACUGUCACUACCAGAGGUGGAUGCUGCUGUACUGAGUAGUCAGGAUGCAUGGUUCCCCCUUGUGUCCCUGAUUCUAUUUCUUUUUGGGACAGGCAUUGCCUACUGGAGUGGAGUAUUUUUCUCUACAUCUCUGAGACUCUUCUCUUCAUUAUGGUUAACUCUGAUUAGACCUACUGAACUCCAGAAAGAUAAGUUGAUUACACCCAGCAGACUCUGUGGGAUGAUAUCUCUUGCUUUGGUUAGCUGGACCACUUGUGGUGCAUUUGCUGUACUCAUUAUUUAUCUUCAAUACUUGUUCAAGGUUAUAAAACUGCAUGUAACUGUAAGAGCAGAGCAAAACAUGCACAACAGGGAUUCAGGCCACUCAAAAGAAACUUCACAGAACUCCAGUACACACACAGUCAAAGCCCAGAGUUUAGUGGACAGCAUUCCAGAAGCAACACAGUCUCCUUCCAACAGUAAAACACUUGCUGAAGCUGUUAACAGUCUUAAGAUGCACAUUACAGUCCUUAAUUUAUUCACGUGGAUUGUGCUGCUCAACUUGCCAUCUUUAAUUUAUUGGUUAAAAAAUCUCAGGUACAGUGUUAAACUUGAUCCUGAUCCCUGUAGAUCCACAGCUAUUAUCCUCAUAUGCAUCUUAGAAAUUCUAAUGAAUUCAAGUACUUCUGAAGUGAAAUCAAGUAAACUCUUGAAGAUUGCAGCCAAAGUUCCACUCCCUUUGUCUGUUGCAAUGCUGGCCUUUGGACGAAUGCAUUUAUACAGAGUCCCACACUUUGUAACCUUUUCUCUUCUUCUACAUGUGCUGUGCUGUUUUGUGUAAUGUUCAUUCUAUAUAGGACAAUGCACCCUAGAAACUUAACACUGGAGAUGGGAAAAAUUGCAACACAGAAAUGCCUAAAUUAAUAUGAUCAGUAGUUUACAUUAUGUGGGAAAGAGGACAGAACUGUGAAUACUUUACAAAAAAUUCAUGGUUUUAUUCAUGUUGCUUAGAAAACUUUUCCUGGUGUUUAUUUCAUGUCUCUGAAAAUGGAGUGAUUUAACUGUGUAUAAGCACCUGACUCAUACCAGUGCAACAUCUCAAUACUCUGCCUUGUAGACACUUUGGUAUUUCACUGUACUGCUUUGUGAAAACAGACAUUUUUUAUUCACUGUGCCAUGCUGUGUCUGUGUUCUGAACUUGCAUCUCUUGCAGGUCUAAAGUAUGCUGGUUAAAACUCAAUACAUUUCAAGCACACUGUGACUAUCACAAAAACCACACAGCCAAGUAUACUUUGAAUUACUUUAUGUUAAAUUCAAAAGCUGCCACAUUUGUGUCUAGACAAACUAGAAUGUACUGCUUAUAUAGAACUGUUAUUUCUAUCAAAUCAUUUGUUCAAUCAGUGUGAGUUGAACAUUUGUGAGAUUAUUGCAAGUCUUACACAUUUUACUUUUUGUGAGAGUGAGAAGACAACAGUAUUCUAUGUAGCUUUCUAUUCAGGAAGGAUACCAGCAGAUUCAUAAACAAUUUGCUGUAAUGUUGUUUUAAAACAUUGUCAGUUUUCUCUGGAAUUUUGAAAUUAAUCCUUGGACUUUGUCCAUAUGUAGAAGCUAGCAAACAUUGAGAUAUGGUGUGAGUUAGCAGUGCAGUUGCUGCACUCUUUCUAAGUAGACAAGGCAGGCUUUUUUCCUAUUGUAAACAGAGAAUCAACCAUCUCCUAAUAAAUGCCAAUACAUAAAUGAAUAUGGAAUAGUUACAACCCUGCAAACUCCUAUCCUGCCAUACAGUGCUAACUUCUGCAUGUGGGCAAACUUGGUAAUAGUGGGAAAUACUGACCAUAAUUAUUAGCUCUGUAUAAAUUUUAUCUUAGUGCCUAGAUGCUACAGUGACUGCCAUUUAUAAUAAAGCCUACAAUAGCUAUGUGUAAGGAAUUCUGUCCCCUGGGCGUGUGUUUUGCCAACAGAAGAAAUCUCAGCAGUCCUUAGGUUUAAAUGAUUCUGUGUAGAGAUGAGCUUACUACUUGCUUCUGUGUUAGCUGUCUCUGCUAUGUCUGAGAUACCUGUUACCUUCAUCUAGAAAUACUAGACCAGCUCAAUCAUCUUGUAGGAAUACCAAGAGGAAAUCUGCUGCUCUCAGUCAAUCAAGUAUACUCUUGAUACAGUAGUACAGCCAGCCUGACCCAUUAAUUCCAUCAUAUCUUAAUAAUCUUGCCUGAAGUGCCUCAGUUAUUUCUAAUGUGUUGUUAGGGUCAAUUCCUUUGAGCUGGCUGGAAAGACUCAAUUCACACAGUGACUUUCCAAAAUAAAGGACAAACGUGAAGAAA